AUGUCCCAAAAUUCGAAUUACAUUGAUAGCCCGGACUUUCAAAUUGUACAGAGUAGAGCCAUUAGACAAGAAGUAAAAAAGCUUAAACGUAAAUACGGGGUACUCCUAACAACCUUAUCGCUUGAAGAACUAUUGGCUGGUUCUAAAAAAAAGCGUGGAGACAAAGGAAUUGGAAGAGAGCAGAACGCGUUUAUUCUUUAUAGGAAGGACUUACAAGCUAAACUGAAGAUUGAGGGUCAAAAACUAACUAACGCCGAGAUAUCGCGUAUAGCCAGUGCUAAAUGGCGUAAGGAGAGCAAUACGAUCAAGAACUUUUUUACUGUUCUUGCCCAAUCGGCCACCAGAAUUCACAGAAAGUUAUUUCCCGGCUACCGAUUUCACCCUAAUGCUAGUAGAAAAGCCAAUAAGAAGGGUAAAAACCAACUCGACCAUAAUAAUACUCUUGCAUCAACAUCAGCGGAAGUAGAAAGUUACGAGCUUUCGCCAACGUUCAAUGAAAAAGUCUUGAGUAUGGAUACCGAUGCGGACGACGACGUUACAUCAGACAACGAAUUCUCCGAAAUAGUCUUUAUGGAUUUGAUUCAAUAUCCCCCAACUGAUAUAUCUUCAAGUAGUGAUGCAACUCUAAGCAGUGACGCAUCCCCAAGCAUCAACUCAACUCCAAGUAACGACGUGACGUACGAUGGCUCCCCAACGAAUGACUUUUUUUUAACAGACGAUAUACCUUCGAUCAAUACCUCUCCAAUGAAUAGCAUUUUUAUUACAGACGACUUAACUUCGAGCAUUGUCUCUCCAAUGAAUAACAUGUUUAUUACAGACGACAUAUCUUCGAGUAAUGUCUCUCCAACGAGUGACUUUUUUUUAACAAACGAGAUAUCUUCGAGCAAUGUCUCUCCAACGAUUGAUAUACCUCUAACGAAUGACAUUUUUUUGACAGAUGACACAUAUUCGAGUGACUAUCUAUUAUUUCCUGAAUUAUCAUCUACAACUGUACCGACAAUGGAAACUGACGUUCCGUGCGAUGAGUAUGCAAAUAAUGGAAAUAGCCACAGUAUAUUCGGAGAACUUGAACCCUUAUUUAAUUUUACCACAGAUAGUGAUGAUUACAGAUUUGAGUAA
Messenger RNA from Paraglomus occultum, 1119 nucleotides. NCBI's taxonomy places the organism in Eukaryota, Fungi, Glomeromycota, Glomeromycetes, Paraglomerales, Paraglomeraceae. The record is from the annotation of a GenBank genome assembly.